Messenger RNA from Balaenoptera ricei (Rice's whale), 2146 nucleotides. It is a transcript of the gene TADA2A, whose product is annotated as transcriptional adaptor 2A. Lineage: Eukaryota; Metazoa; Chordata; Mammalia; Artiodactyla; Balaenopteridae. Gene Ontology annotation, molecular function: transcription coactivator activity; chromatin binding; protein binding. The transcript has 16 exons. The record is from RefSeq and is a predicted model, not a curated record. Gene Ontology annotation, cellular component: SAGA-type complex; nucleus. Gene Ontology annotation, biological process: chromatin remodeling; regulation of transcription by RNA polymerase II. The coding region runs from base 158 to 1489 and encodes 443 amino acids.
AGGGCGCGCGCGCAGCUGGCGUUUCCUCGGCGCGGAGGAGGGGAAGGAAAUAAGGGGGGGUCGUCAGCUUUGGUGUCUGUGUUGGCCAGUUCUGAAAUCUCCUUGAAGGAGCCCUACAUUGAGGAAGAUCAAAGCAGCAGUCUUUGCCAACUGGGGAAUGGACCGUUUGAGUUCCUUUAGCAAUGAUCCCUCUGAUAAGCCACCUUGCCGAGGCUGCUCCUCCUACCUCAUGGAGCCUUAUAUCAAGUGUGCUGAAUGUGGGCCACCUCCUUUUUUCCUGUGCUUACAGUGUUUCACUCGAGGAUUUGAGUACAAGAAACAUCAAAGUGAUCAUACUUACGAAAUAAUGACCUCAGAUUUUCCUGUUCUUGACCCCAGCUGGACUGCUCAAGAAGAAAUGGCCCUUUUAGAAGCUGUGAUGGACUGUGGCUUUGGAAAUUGGCAGGAUGUAGCCAAUCAAAUGUGCACCAAGACCAAGGAGGAGUGUGAGAAGCACUACAUGAAGCAUUUCAUCAAUAACCCUCUGUUUGCAUCUACCCUGCUAAACCUGAAGCAAGCAGAGGAGGCAAAGACUGCUGACACAGCCAUUCCAUUUCACUCUACAGAUGACCCUCCCAGACCUACCUUUGACUCCUUGCUUUCUCGGGACAUGGCAGGAUACAUGCCAGCUCGAGCAGAUUUCAUUGAGGAGUUUGACAAUUAUGCAGAAUGGGACUUGAGAGACAUUGAUUUUGUUGAAGAUGACUCGGACAUUUUACACGCUCUGAAGAUGGCUGUAGUAGAUAUCUAUCAUUCCAGGUUAAAGGAGAGACAAAGGCGAAAAAAAAUUAUAAGAGACCAUGGAUUAAUCAACCUUAGAAAGUUUCAGUUAAUGGAACGGCGGUAUCCCAAGGAAGUCCAAGACCUUUAUGAAACAAUGAGGCGAUUUGCAAGGAUAGUGGGGCCGGUGGAACAUGACAAGUUCAUUGAAAGCCAUGCAUUGGAAUUCGAACUCCGAAGGGAAAUCAAGAGGCUCCAGGAAUACAGGACAGCAGGCAUUACCAAUUUUUGUAGUGCCAGAACCUAUGAUCACCUCAAGAAGACUCGAGAAGAGGAACGCCUCAAACGCACCAUGCUCUCGGAGGUUCUCCAGUACAUCCAGGACAGUAGCGCCUGCCAGCAGUGGCUUCGCCGGCAGGCUGACAUUGAUUCUGGCCUGAGUCCUUCCGUACCAAUGGCUUCGAAUUCAGGUAGACGAAGUGCACCGCCCUUGAACCUCACUGGCCUCCCUGGUACAGAGAAGUUGAAUGAAAAAGAAAAGGAGCUCUGUCAGAUGGUGAGGUUGGUCCCAGGAGCCUAUUUAGAAUACAAAUCUGCUCUAUUGAACGAAUGUAACAAGCAAGGAGGCUUGAGACUGGCACAGGCAAGAGCACUCAUCAAGAUAGACGUGAACAAAACCCGGAAAAUCUAUGAUUUCCUCAUCCGAGAAGGAUACAUCACUAAAGCCUGAGGCUCUCCGGGUCUGGUGGGCCAAAGGACAGUACGGGCAUUCUGGAGUUUUGUUUUUGAGCUGAAUUCUCCUUGUAAAAAGAGGGGAAGAACAAAGGAAACCUUAAGUUGUAUUAAUGUCUACUUUCUUCUCCACCCUGCUUUAAAAUACUCCUGUUGUUGGUAUUGUGCUGCAGAGUUAUGUGCUAGAUAAGCUAUUAUUAAUUGUGUGUGGGCAUUCAUUCCUAACACCUCUUGUAACUAAAACAAGAACCAUAGUACCUCACAUCACAGUGUUGGUAGAAAUAGAACUGAACCAGUCUUUAGUCCCAGGAGUCCAGCGCAGAUCCUUGUACUUGCUUGGGAGGUUGGUUUUCUGAUUAUCUGUUUUGCCUUCAAACAUUAGAGACAGAUUUAAAAUAAAGAGGUUAUAGAGAGAGAAAGCUUUCUCUUUCUGUCUGAGGAUUCUUUUAAGCUGACAACUUAUGUUUAUUAGCAAAGAGGAGGAAAAUCUCCCCGUGAUGGUCUUGUCCCAAACUGCAUCUUCAACUUUAAUGUCUGGCUUUGUAAGUUGCAGUCUGGCUGUCUAGUCUGCAGUAGACUUUUGAGGAGGUGGCACUGGAUAUAAAAUGUCUCUGUUAUUUUUAGAAUUAAUGGAUUAAAAUGUUUUGCUACUUAA